AACAACUGUUAAUUGCUGCGCCUGCAAGCUAGCCGGUUACAGCUAGCUAAAAGGUGCUAACUGGUUUGCUAACUGACAGAGAGUGUAAAAAUGAAAAUAAUAAAUGACUUUGGUGUGACAAAGCAACAUCCUUCCGAGGGGGGCGCAGUGUCAGGCGGUGUCAGGAGCGUCCUGUGUUGGUGCAUUCUGAUGUCGAUAAGAGGCUGCUGUUCAGAGUCGAUACAUCUCUAGGGGAGAAAUGACCAUCAUGGGCAAGCUAGUGGUCCUCUUUGUGCUACUGAGUAUUUGUGGAGCCAACAAAUGGAAAAAGAAUUUUAAAUGUCCUUCAGGAUGCUCGUGCACCAAAGAAACCAUCAUGUGUGUUGGCACCUCGCACGUCCCGAGAACCAUACCGAGUGACGUCACUUCACUGAGCAUCGUAAACGGCUCUAUUGCAGAAAUCACUGAGGGGAUGUUUUCACUCAUGCCUUCCCUGCAGCUACUGCUUUUCAAUGCAAACUCUUUAACUACAAUUAAAGACGAUGCAUUCUACGGCCUCCUGCAUCUGGAGUAUUUGUUCAUUGAAGGGAACAAGAUUGAAAGCAUCGGCAAAAAUGCCUUUCGUGGUCUACGAGAUCUAACUCAUCUGUCACUUUCCAAUAACAAGAUGAGGUUUCUGCCAAGAGAUCUAUUUUUUGACUUGGAUUCAUUGCUGGAACUAGACCUGCGGGGCAACUAUUUCCAGUGUAGCUGUGAGAACAAGUGGCUGAUGACGUGGCUAAGAAACACCAAUGCCACUGUUUCUGACGUCUUCUGUGGAGGCCCUGCUGACAUGAAGGGCAAGCGACUCAAUGAUCUACCUAUUGCACCUGGCCAGUGCAUGUCUACAGACAUUGUGCGUCACCAGUCCAUUCCCAUUCAGUCUAUGUCGGCGGACAUCUUCUUCUUUAAAGAAGACAUCUAUGUGGCCAUGGCUGCACCCAACUCUAACAGCUGUGUGGUCAUGGAAUGGGAUCACAUUGAAAUGAAUUUCAGAAAAUUUGACAACAUAACAGGUAAGUCUGUCGUCGGGUGUACAUCGGUUCUGGUGGACAACCACGUCCUGAUCAUUGUCACGCAGCUCUUUGGGGGCUCUCACAUCUAUAAGUUUGACGACCAACAGAACAAGUUCACAAAGUUCCAGUCCAUCGAGGUCUUCAACAUCUCCAAGCCAAAUGACAUUGAGGUGUUCCACAUGGAUGGCGAGUGGUAUUUUGUUAUAGUAGACAGUUCCAAAGCGGGCCUAUCUACUCUUUACAAGUGGACCGACCAACCAGACCGCAACCAAACGGGUUUCUACACCUAUCAGUUCCUCCAUGAAUGGUUUCGCGAUACGGAUGCCGAGUUUGUUGAAUUGGACGGGAAGUCCUACCUCAUUUUAGCCAGCCGCUCUCAGCCACCUGUUCUCUACCUGUGGAACAAGAGCACGCUCAAGUUCAUGCUACACAGUGAAAUCCCAAACAUUGAAGAUGUGGUGGCUGUCAAAGCUUUCCGUCUAGAAGGUGACUUGUAUCUGGCCAUGACGUGCUACAUCGGUGACUCCAAAGUUCUUAAAUGGACCAGUAAACAGUUCACAGAGAUGCAGGCUCUACCCUCUCGAGGGGCAAUGGUCCUCCAACCUUUCUCCUUCACGGACAGACACUAUUUGGCUCUCGGCAGUGACUACUCCUUCACACAAAUCUACCUCUGGGACACCGAGACCAAAACUUUCCACAAGUUUAAGGACAUCUAUGUGCAGUCUCCGCGCUCGUUUACUGCCGUCACCACUGACCACAGGAAUUUCAUCUUCUCUUCCAGCUUUAAGGGUAAAUCCAUGGUGUUUGAACAUGUUAUAGUAGAUUUAAGCUUGUAAGGCAAGUGUGGAGGGGUGUCACAGGAUCUCAUAAUAUUAAAACAUGACAAGAAUUCUCUUCAGAAAAAACAGUUUUGCAAUUCUAAAUCACAUGAUAGAUGAAAAUGAACUUGAGACGUUUGCUGGCCUCCAUAUAUUGCCAUGUGCAUGCGUGUCUGUUUACCUCAUCUUUCGCUUCCAAACAGGCAGGAAGAGAGUUGACUGUGCUUCAUAGAGCAACAGCAUUCCUUAGAACAAGGGUGAAAGAGUGAGACCUCUUGUCAGUCAUACAGCGUUUUGUCUCUGAGGAGAGAGGGGCCUCUAACUUACACACAGCAAAAGAGUGGAGCUUUGUUAACGUAGUAGAAGUUAGGAGGCGAAAAGAUGCUUGCAAAGCCAAAUGCCCUCAUGUGGGAAUAUUAAUAAUAAGCAAUAUGAGCCCAUCAACAUGAAUGAGCCAGUAUCCAGAAUUUAUUUGAAAGUGGUCGCAACAUAAAAGGCAACAAAACAAACUUGCCCACCUCAAACAUGUCUACCCAAGCCGGUUUUGUCAUCUGGGAAAAAUGCUACACAUGGAAAUGGAUGAUUUGUUGCUGCGCUAUUGGGGUCAUUUUGGUUGGUCGGCCACACCUGGGAAAGUUCACGACUAUUCCGUGUUUUCACCAUUUGCGGAUAAUGUAAUCAGUAAUCUGGCAGUGUUUUUAUACAGCUAAAAAUCCCUCAAUAAUAAGUAUAGUAACAAUACCCUAAACCGUGGCCGUAAAUGGAACUUCUAAUCGCUUCGGAUGAGCUGGUUGGCUCCUUGCAUGGCAGCCUCCAACGUCAGCGUGUACACGUCAAUGCUUAUUGUACAGUAAUAUCUAAUGUCCGCUUUUACUGUAUUAUGCAAAAGCAGUGAACGAGAGAAGUUUGUCUAGUUUGCUGCUAUGGACUCAUACCGUUGUCUGUGGUGACACAACAGCAGAAUGUGAUGAGCCGUCUGUUAACAUGCACAACAUUUAUUGACCUAUGCAACAUGCAGAAUACAAGUCUGUGCUGCUAUUGAAAUGCAAAUUGCAUAUUUUUGGAUUACAGCUCAUUUGGUGCAAGAUUAACACCAACCUUUUUUACUUUACUUGAAAGCUGUGGUAAUUGUGGUCUUUAGUGUAUCUGUCACUGUAUCUGUGAACUGCAUUAGCAAUGGUACGUAACUGUGUAUUUAUUAAUUGUAAAUGUAAAGUCAAAAACGUACGUCAUUUUGUCUGUAUAUUAAAGAAAUAUACCUUGAAUGAAUAUGCCUUCAUGUGUUGUCUUGGUCUUUUUUCACUUAAAAUGUGCAGAUA
Molecule: messenger RNA, 3171 nt
Organism: Doryrhamphus excisus (bluestripe pipefish)
Lineage: Eukaryota; Metazoa; Chordata; Actinopteri; Syngnathiformes; Syngnathidae
Source: RefSeq, a predicted model, not a curated record